GGCGCGGGGCGGCGGUGUGUGAACACCGGUUCUGCACCGAAAUCUUUGCAGCGCUGCGGUGGGAUCCGAACGGGGAAGUGGUUGUACAGUGCAGAGGGCUCUGCUGCCUUGGAAGGGGUUCCGUGGGUUAUAACUCGGCGUGGUGCAGGGUCAGGCUGGGCACAGGACUCGAGGACAGCCCGGUGACACCGCCAGCCUCAGGAUUUCCAGCUGGCUCUCAUCACUUUCCAGCAAGGGAAACCCUUCCGUUCAUUUCAUGGAUAUCGUGCGUGAGACCUGCACGAGAGCUGAACCCCUCUUGGUCACCUGCUGGUAGAAACACAGCAGCAAAACAUUUGCUGCACCAAAAAGUUCAUCGAGUGUGGCAAAAAUCAAAAGAAUGGGGCAUAAAGCACUGCAGUUGUCUGACCUGCGCUGCUGGAUAAGAUGCUUCACAUCCAAAAUAUGAGACUGGCACUGUUUGCAGUCUGUUCUGUCAAGAGAGUUGUGGUUGUGGAAGACAUAAAACGAUGGAAGUCUAUACUUGAGCUUCCUGGGCAACCAAAAGAGAACCUGAUGGAAGCUUUGGAGGAGCUGAAGAAGAAGAUACCUUCCAAGCAAGUGUUACUUUCCACUAAAAUAGGUCACACGGUGAACAAGAUGCGCAAGCACCCUGACCCCGAGGUGUCCGGCCUCGCCAAGGACAUCUACAGGGAGUGGCGAGCCUUCAUCAGGGAGCACUCCAACAGGCCCUCCAUCGAGGUCAGGAGCGACCCCAGGACCGAGGCUUUCAGGAGGAACGCUCGGAAGCUGCUCUGUGCAGCCCUGGAAUUAGAGAUUGAUCACCCACUGGCUGAAAAUAUUGAGCGCGAAGCUUUUCAUCUGUGUUCCCGCCUCAUUAGCGCUCCGUACCGCCGGGCCGUGCGAGCCCUUGUCUUCUCAUUAAAGCACAAGCCUGAGACCCGAGCAGGAGUCAAGGAUGGCACACUCACUGUCCCUGCCUUUGUACAGAGCCAUAAAAAGUGAAGUGUUGUGCUUGAUCCUGAGGGAUCCUGUGCCUGCAUCUCCGUGGAACUGGGAGCCCUUCCCGCAGUGAGGGGAGUGCAGGAGGGCUGACUGGGUGACUCCCUGGCACCACUCCACAAACAGGGCUGCUGGAGGGAAGAACUAAUGAUGGAAUGGGUGCUGGAAAUCUGACUUGCUGGAAAUUCAUGUGGGCUUCUUGCAAGGAAAGUUUCUUCUACUCUUCUGUGUAUUUUCCAUCCUUGCUGACUCACCUGUUUCUCUCUUCUGCCCGUUUGUUGUAGCUCCGUUUAGCUCGAUCCCUGAUGUGGAUCUUCAGGUGUAAUCAGCUGAAUAACCCUUUUAAAGGAGCAGCUCUGUGCUCUGCUGGCUGGAAAUACUGGUAAUUAUGGGUAAUUGGUCCAUGGGAGGGGAUUCCUGGGGGAUAAUUGCAAACUCUAGUUAGCCCUAAAUCAGCCACGUCUGCUGCAGCUGGGCCUGGCCUGUGGCAAGAGCUCUUUUGCCACGGUGAUUUCCCUUUGCUGCAUUCCAGAGCUGGAUGCAAAAUGGAUUUCAGUAACUUCCAUCUUCUCAGUCAUCCUGUGAUUUGGGGCAUUUUCUAAAGCCCCAGGGUAAAGGUGCUGUUAAUGCCUCUGCUGUUCAAGGAGCAGCUUGUUCAGCCUUCCAAACCUCACUCAUGAUGUAAACAUGGUGCUUGUUUUUACUGUAAUGUGAAAAAAACCUUGAAUUGUCUAAAUAAAACUAAAUACUCCCUUUAAA
Vidua chalybeata is the source of this 1761-nucleotide messenger RNA. RefSeq names its product transcription elongation factor A N-terminal and central domain containing 2 (gene TCEANC2). The coding region runs from base 427 to 1005 and encodes 192 amino acids. Gene Ontology annotation, cellular component: nucleus. NCBI's taxonomy places the organism in Eukaryota, Metazoa, Chordata, Aves, Passeriformes, Viduidae. The record is from RefSeq and is a predicted model, not a curated record. The transcript has 4 exons. Gene Ontology annotation, biological process: DNA-templated transcription.